CGGAGAUCGAAUUUGAAUUUAUACCAAACCGUAUCCGUUCGACGGAUGAAGAUUAAUAUUCAUUAAUCGCUAGACUUCGUCUGAAUUGAAUAAUUGAUUGUUUAAUACACUGCGUUGUUUACCACAGCGAUUUUUAAAUAUUCAAGCAAGAUAUUAAUAAAGAUAAAUAUUCAUUAAUCGCUAGACUUCGUCUGAAUUACUUGUUUAAUACACUGUGUUGUUGUGAUCCACAGGGAUUUUUAAAUAUUCAAGCAAGAUAUUAAAUUAUUGACAAUUUUGAAUGGUCAACACAAUUUCGGAUUUGGAAACUGGAAAACCCCUAGCAGGGAUAAGAAAAUGAAAAUAGUGUGUACAGUUGAAAUAGUAAACCGAGCUCUUCCUUCUUUAAGUUUGCCCAACAAAAAGGGAGUAAAAAGUAGCUUAACUAUUGGUAAAUCUCCUGAUGGUAGUAUAUUUUUGCUUCAUCAGACGAAUCAAAAUGUUCCUGGAAACAAAUUUAAGGUCUUGAACAAUAUACAGACAGUUUUCACCAAAUUUGUUAACGAAGGGAAAUCCACGAUCCGUCUGAAAGAACCAGAAUAUGACCUAGCUAUAAAAUGUGACCCUGUCCAACUUAAAGCAUUUUUAAAGACUUUGAAAUGUUGCUUGGGUGGGAUUCCGUCAAGCCAGUUGUCUACAAUAGGAAGCUGUGUUCAGAGUAAAGCCCUUAAACCUGUCAAGACAAAGAUGAUAGUUUCGUGUCGAGAUGACUACCCAGUGUUAGAAGGAUUUCCUCGGACGUUAGAGUUGUUGGUUAUUAAUAGUGCAAAUAUAAAAACAUUGGACAGCCGUAUUUUGCGGCUAAGAAACUUAAGAGUGUUAAAUCUAGAAAACAACUUUCUGACUACACUUCCUGAGCAGUUUGGGUCGUCUCUUCCGAACCUCACGGAGCUUUGUAUCGCUAACAAUGACUUUGGCUGUGGUCGAGAUUGGAGGUGGAUUGUUAACAACAAACUACAAAAACAGCUCAGAUUGCUAGAUCUGCGUAGAAACAAAAUAUCCGUUCUUCCUGACAGAAUAGUGAAGCUUGUGAACUUGGUGACUUUAAAAUUGGACCACAACUCCAUCAGAACCCUUCCCAAUGGUAUUGAUCUUAUGAGGAACUUGAGGUAUUUCUCUGCAAGUGAUAAUGAACUGUGCUAUGUGCCGAGAGGGAUCUUUGACUUGAAGCUAGAAGAUGUAGACCUAAGUGGAAAUAACAGUUUUGGAUACUGUAAGGCCAAGAGUAAACCAGGACUUAACGACUUCAUGACAACUCCCAAGCUGUUUGACAUCGCAGCUUCUAGUGUGAUAAACCAUAAGUUACAAUAUUCAGCCGAUACACUGCCUCUGACUGUGAUUGAGUACUUGGAGGGAGUCACGUUCUGUACUUGCGGCAAAGCUUGCUUCUCGUCUCAGCCUGUCAGCUACGUCACAACCUCCUGCAACGGAUCUGCAUGGAAAUCCGUCACGUCUUCUCACGUUCCUUACGUUGUAGCUGUAAGAUACUGCUCUAGUCACUGUUACUUGUCUAAUUCGGCUAUGUGGCAGAAGUAGGGUUAAUGUUUGUAAAUGUAACUUUCCAAGUGUCACACAGUCGCCAGUGAUAAAUUCCAUCGUGCCAAACAAUAUAAUAAGGGAAUUUUCUAAUGUUAUUGUGGACACAGCUGUACAUCAGAACUUGCAUUUAGCUUCUCGUAGGUUUUUUAAGGUGUAUGCACUAUUAACGUUACCCUAUUUAUUGAACGGUUCAAGUACCCCGAAAAGUGUAGUUUUAUAUGGCCUAAGCAUGGGAAAGCAAACCUUAAAAUUUGCUAUCAGAAAACUUGGUUAUAAUUAAGUAACGAUCAAGGUUUUAAGCUGAGAGAUUAUGGUUGGAACAACUAUGUCACUCUGAAUGUGACUCUUAAAGUGGAUCAGGUUGACUCAUGGUUAUUUUGAAGUAAAAGUUAACAAUUAAAUUUAAUAUCGCUUUAGUUACAAAAAAAAACAAGGAUAUUUUUGCAAGGAUGCAAUUAGUGAAUUGUUGCUUUUUUAUAACUUUGAGCAUAUAAGCCAUGCAAUGUGGUGUACCAGCAAAAAUAAUUCUGCAUCACUGGCACUGUUAAUUAUUAUUGUGGAUCAGCUGUUUCAGUGUUAACUAUUAUUGUGGAUCAGCUGUUACAGUGUUAAUUAUUAUUGCGGAUCAGCUGUUGCAGUGUUAUUGUUCAACUUGAAUAUGACAUCAUAAGCCUAACCUAUGGAUUGGUGAGUUUUAAAGCAUUAAAUGUUAUGAACGUGGUUACAGUAAUUCUAUAAUCCUUCAAUGGUAGAAUAAUACGCAACUCAACAAUUACUUUAAUAUUUGGUUUAAAAGUACAGUAGAACCCCUGAUAUCCGGCCUUGGUUUUACCCAAAGUCCUCUGUUUAUCCGCCCCCUUCUAGGAAGCCAAUAACAAAUGGUUUUCUUUCUCACAGCUUACAGACGUGUAGAUGCAAGCACUAGUCUUUGCGACUUGAGAGUUGUCACUACUUAUCUGUUUAUAAAUACAUUUUACUGUGUCACUACUUGAGCUAGAGGCCUAACCUCUGAACAGUUGGUGGAUUGUUUCCAAAAUGGGGUUAGUACAGUCAAUUAAUUGUUGUAUUUCACAAAAUGGAUAAGAAAGUUGAGUAGAAUUGUAUGUACCAUUUAAGUCCUAAUUAUCUCCAAGGCAAAAUUAUUGUAAUUUGUAGUACCUUUAUUAUGAUGUAAAAAGUUUAACGCCACACUACGUUGUUUUGACAAACUUCCCACACAAAGAUUUAGUCCAGAAAACAGCUGUUUGCCGCCAGCUUAAUGAAAUGGGGUUUCAUUACAUACUACUGUACUAUAAUGAGUUUUACCGACACCAACCAGCUGAUUAUAUGAUGUACUUGGCAAGAGCGGUUAGUUUAUAAAACAAAAACAUAACUUCUCUUAGAGGGUAUGACUAGUGAUUGUUAGUCCUUUAGUCGGUGGAAAUAUAUAAGGAUUUGUACGGACUUAGUAUGGCGUAAAAUAUCGUACGUCACUCGUCCCGUAAACACCUAUUUUCAGGACUAGUAACAUAAUAUACUACUCAUGUAAAGAUAACCUCUCAAUCAUUUUGUCUAUUAUGAUGGUGUUAGUGUAUAUUAUACUAUCAAUAUAUUGAACUAUUGACAAGAAUGCAAAAAUGCUACAACCGAUGAAAUCAAUCAAUACAUAAUUUAAAAUAUGCGAUUACUUACAAUUGAAGUAUACAACACCUGACUUUACUCCCUAGGGGCUAAAAUGGUUUUUUACUCCAUAUCCCUGUGGAGCAAAAGCACUAUUUUAGACUCGCAACACAUGUACUAUUAAAAUGGCGGUUUUUUCUGCAGUAUGACAAUAGCUAUUUGUGUAACUAGUGUGCGAAGUGGCACUUUGCGCUCGUGUUAAAAAACAUAUUUGUCCUACAGUUACUAAAAAGCAUAUAAAUAGUAUUUCAAACACUAACCACCAGGUUAAGUCAUAGUAUCAAAAUUCAAAAGGCUGUGAAACGCUGCACCAGCUGAUUGUAGUUGUAGUAUCUUUAAGUGUUGCCAACUUCUUUUCAAGCUUACACUUAGUAUGUGCCUUAUAAAGCACACUGUUUUGUGUUGUUUGGAAUACUGGAGUGCAGAAAAAUUAAGUAAAUGCAGAAAUUAGCUACUUUGCAUGCUGUUACCAGUGCAAGGAAGCCUUCUUUGUCGGAUAACUGUUGGAAAAAUUGUUGUUGGUAGCGCGACAGGCUACAAAUCCAUUGCAGCGGUGUUGUGUGUUUGCACAGGCUAAUGUAAGAUGUCAAAGAGACUGUCAACCUCUUAAAAAGACUUGGAAAGUUUGCAAAACACUUUAUAGUCAUAAAAUUAAAAACUCAUUCUUGAUGACGGAAACAUUCUGGUUUGCUGGAUGCAUUUUUAAUCCAGUAAACAUUGACCAAAUCUUACAUUUUGCACUUUUUUGUUCAUCAAUGACAUUUUGAAAAUAAAUUAUCCUUAAUUCUUUGUUUGCUUGAUCGCAGCCUGUACUUAGUCAUGAUGGUCUGUGAAAUUUAAUUUGAAUUGAAUAAAUGUGUUUUGUUUGUAUGUAAGUAGUUUGUUUUUGUUCUCUAAGCGGUGAAAUUAUACUCACCCAUCCACUAUUAAAGCUUUACUAACACCCCUUUUUUAAUGCACAAAGUGUUUGUUUUUAAGUAAAACUUUCGGUUUUUUUAGAUUAUAUUUGUUCCGUUAAGUCAAUCAUGUGGCUGUUUUAUCAAUAAAUUUUGUAUGUAUUGUGUUGA
This is a messenger RNA of Macrosteles quadrilineatus (aster leafhopper), 4304 nucleotides long. It is a transcript of the gene Lrr47, whose product is annotated as leucine-rich repeat protein 1. Gene Ontology annotation, molecular function: protein binding. NCBI's taxonomy places the organism in Eukaryota, Metazoa, Arthropoda, Insecta, Hemiptera, Cicadellidae. The coding region runs from base 337 to 1575 and encodes 412 amino acids. The record is from RefSeq and is a predicted model, not a curated record. The transcript has 6 exons.